Messenger RNA from Malania oleifera, 1933 nucleotides. Its product is annotated as protein MIS12 homolog. The record is from RefSeq and is a predicted model, not a curated record. The transcript has 7 exons. Bases 1064 to 1786 code for a protein of 240 amino acids. Gene Ontology annotation, cellular component: chromosome, centromeric region; nucleus. NCBI's taxonomy places the organism in Eukaryota, Viridiplantae, Streptophyta, Magnoliopsida, Santalales, Ximeniaceae. Gene Ontology annotation, biological process: mitotic cell cycle; kinetochore assembly; protein localization to kinetochore.
CUAAUUUCUAAAAGCUAGCUGAGCCAACAGUGCCAGAGAGAACGAGAGGGUUGCGGAGAGAGGCGAUUGGCGAGAGACUGCAAGGGUCACUGCAGAGAGACGACAGCUCCGAAGGGUUCGUUGAAGGGAAAAAAAAAAACGUCUAAAAGAGUUGUCGGAGGCAGAUCAGAGUUGGAAGGGAAUGUUGACUCGUCGGAGAGAGCAAAAGCUUCGUUGAGGCUUCAAAGAGAGCGCAGAGGCUUUGCCGAGGCUUCGAAGGGAGAGUAGAAGCUUCGUCGAGGUUCGAAGAGAGAGCAGAAGCUUGGUGAGGCUUCGUCGAGGGAGUAAAGGAGAAGAAGUGUCGCAGAAGAGAGUGGCGUAUGCCUUGAACCUGAAGCGUAAAAAGAUGAGUUUUUUGGCCUGAGGCGUACGCCUUUGUGGACUUGCGCAUUUUCACUAACGCCUUGGUGCGUUUUAGGCCUCAUGGCGCGCCUUAAUUACGCAUGAUAAUAAUUAUUAUAAAGUAGUUGUAAUAUAAAAAUAUUUAUAUAGAAUUACUUAUUUAAAAAGUGAACAUCUUUAAAUAAAUCUAGUAAUUAUCUAAUAAAUAAAAUAUUGUAAAAAAAAAACUUUAUUACAAUUAAUCCAUAUAAAUAAUUUAUUUGAGUUAUCUUAACAUAUUCGAGUUGAAUAGUUAGGUAGUGUUUGAGAGUAUGAACUUCAGACUUUAAAUAAUUCCUUUGGGAUUAGGCAAAUUUUAAUAUAAUUUUAUAUUAUAUUUUAUUUAAAUUUGAUACAUAUUCAAAUCUAAGAGCUCCCUAAAUAUAAGUUAUUAUAAUUUGUGUUUUGUUAUAAGUUCUCUUUAAUUUAAAUUCAUUUUUUAAAAUUAAAUUAACCAACACUUUUUUUAAAAAAUUGAAACGUAUUUUUCAUCCCAAAAAAGAAAAAUGAAAUAGAAAACCAAUGACGAAGAGAAGCGGUUUGUGGUUGUGGGGAACAGAGGGAGGAGGCUUUUGGCGGGAAAAGCCUCUUAAUUUCGCUUGCAACUUUCUCUCUCUCUCUCGCAGUGAGUGGAUGAUUCUCAAUGGAGGGGAGCGAAAGCGAAGCGGUUUUUGAAUCCCUGAACCUUAAUCCCCAGUUAUUCAUCAACGAGGUCCUCAAUUCCGUCGGCGAUUUAUUCGAUGGCGCUUUCGAUUUCUACCAACAACAGGCAUCGACCCUUUUGAAAGCGGAGGGAACAGAUCGGGCACAAGAUCUCGACGAGGGUAUUGCAUAUAUUCGCAACAUGAUUCAAGAAGCUUUCGACAAGCGAUUGGGCAUGUGGGAGAAGUACUGCCUCCGGAAUUGUUUUGUUGUCCCUGAAGGAUUUGCAUUACCCAAAGCUAAUGAAUCUCCCGGUGACAGUUCAAUAGAUCAAGAUGCCUUUUGUGACCCAGAGCUGGAUGCGCAAUUGGAUUCCUUGAGGGACAAGCUUUCCAUGGUUGGAAAGGAAUCUGCAGAGCUCGACUGUGAACUUCAAGCAUUAGAAAAACAAUCUAUUAUAAGCAAUCACUGUGAUGCCUCCAUCAAUGAGGAAUUACAGUUGUAUGAACAAAACCCCUCUCAUGAGAUGUUACAAGAGCUUCGUACAAAAAUGGAGAAGCGGAAGACCAGAAAAGAGAAAGUGAUUGAACAAAUGAAACCAGCACAGAUGUACAACCGAAACAAUGAUUUGCCUAUGAUAAAUUAUAAUGAGGGACCAUUCAAAGCAACGUUGGAAGAUCUUCAAGAAUUCAUGGCUGAUAUAAAUAAACUAGGAGAGUCAUGAUCUGUAUGUAUUGUUGUGUAAUCUGUUUGGCACUUGGAAAUAUGUUAUGUUUUCUGUAGCUAAGAAAAUAUUCUUCAUGCUAUCCAAGUGGAUGAUUUGAACUGUGAUUGCCCAUGGGCUGUGGAGUAAAUUUUAUGAUUUGAUUAA